AAAAAUAGAAUCUGUGCGAGAAAAAAUAAGUGUUAGACUGCACUGCGCUUAGUAUGCGAUUUGGCAUGAACCAUGGACCAUCAGGAAGACGCAGGUCAUUCAUACGUCUCGGUCGAAUUUGAAGUGUUCGGCAAAGUACAAGGCGUGUACUUUACCAAAUACUGUAGAGACCAAUGUGCAGAACUCAACAUUGUCGGAUGGGUGAAAAACAGUAAGCGCGGUACGAUUAUGGGAAAAAUGCAAGGACCAAAAUCGAAUGUUGAAGCAAUGAUUGCGUGGUUGUCGAAUGAAGGAAGUCCUGGCAGUAAGGUAGAACGUUGUGAUCUAAUGAAUUUUGAGUACUUGGCCAGGAAGGAGUUCAACGGGUUUAGUAUAAGAUUUUGAUAAGAAAAUUAUUAUAACAUUUAAUUAUUUAUUAUAAGGCUGCUGCUACUGUGCAUACUACAUAGCGGUAAAACAUGUGGAUCUAAAUGUGAAAACUUAAUUAUUUACAAAAAAGACAUGUACAUAUUGUUAAAAAAUUACAUUGUUUAUUAAUAAUUUUAAGUCAAUAUUAGAUCGAAUUACACAUAUAUAAAUGUAUAUAUAUAUUUAUCUUAACAAUAUUAUUUUAUAAGUAAAAUCAAAGUGCAUAAUUAUGAAACUAUAUUUAGAAAA
Adelges cooleyi (spruce gall adelgid) is the source of this 657-nucleotide messenger RNA. RefSeq names its product acylphosphatase-2. The record is from RefSeq and is a predicted model, not a curated record. The transcript has 3 exons. The coding region runs from base 73 to 384 and encodes 103 amino acids. Gene Ontology annotation, molecular function: acylphosphatase activity. Lineage: Eukaryota; Metazoa; Arthropoda; Insecta; Hemiptera; Adelgidae.